Molecule: messenger RNA, 2347 nt
Organism: Gastrolobium bilobum
Lineage: Eukaryota; Viridiplantae; Streptophyta; Magnoliopsida; Fabales; Fabaceae
Exons: 5
Coding region: 148-2130 (660 amino acids)
Source: RefSeq, a predicted model, not a curated record
UGUUUAGUGUUUCUGCGUCUAUCCCUAAUAACCAAAACCUAAGACACGAUUACAAUAGAUUAGUUUCCACUCAUCCCAUGUCGUUGGUCUUUCCCUCCAAUUUCUAGGGUUUAUCAUAUCAUAUAUAUUUUUAUGUUAUUAAAUUAAAUGGCUGGCGCCGGCGACCUAGAUGCCGAUGCAGUGCUCAGCGACGUCGAGGACGAUGGCGGAGAUCCGAUUCCGAUCGAGACGAAGCCUCCCUCACCGGAAGACGUCUCCGUCGAGAAGCUCCGGGAGGUUCUCGCAGAGCUUGAUCGGGAGCGAGAGGCGAGACUCGCUGCCGAGAAUUCGAAGUCGGAAUUGCAGGUUUCGUUCAACCGAUUGAAAGGGCUGGCUCAUGAGGCUAUUAGGAAGCGCGACGAGUUCGGGCGUCAGAGAGACGACGUCGUUCGGGAGAAAGAGGAGGUGGCGAAGCAGCUUGAGGAGGCGGCGAAGGAGCGUGACGCUCUGAGAUCGGAGAUUGGGAAUUCAAGCCACAUGCUGGUGACCGGCAUGGAGAAGAUCUCGGCGAAAGUGAGCAGUUUCAGCGGCAACAACGUGUUGCCACGGUCGCAGAAAUACACAGGCAUGGCGGCGGUGGCGUACGGUGUUAUCAAGAGGGCGAAUGAGAUUGUGGAAGAGUUGUUGAAACAGAAUGAUGCAACUGUCAAGUCAAGGAACGAGGUUAGGGAACAGAUGGAGCAGAGGAAUUACGAGAUUGCCAUUGAGGUUUCUCAGCUUGAAGCAACCAUUAGUGGCUUGAGGGAAGAGGUUGCCAAGAAAGAUUCUCUUGUUGAGGGUUUGGAGAGGGAUUUGGCUGAUAGGGAUGAGAAGAUGAACGAGAUUUCGGAGAAUUUAAGUAAGGAACAAAAUGAGGCUUUGCAGUUGAAGGAGUUUGCUGGUGAGUGUCAGGACAAGUUGAGUGAGUUUGAAUCUAAGAUGGAAUCCCAGAGGCCUUUGUUGAUUGAUCAGUUGAGUUUCGUGUCCAAAAUUCAUAAUCAGAUUUUCAAUGUUGUUAAGAUAAUCGAUGAUGGGGGUAACUCUGAAUUGUCUGAAUCGUUGUUUGUCCCGCAAGAAACGGACAUUGAGGAGAGUAUACGUGCCUCUUUGGCUGGGAUUGAAUCCAUAUAUGAGUUGACUAGGAUUGUUGUUCAAAAAGUUAGGGAUGUGAUUGAGGAGAAGAAUCGUGAGAUCAAGAGUUUGGAUGAGACUGUGAAUCGGUUAGUUAGGGAAAAGGAUCAAAUUGGUUCUUUGCUUAGGAGUGCUUUGUCAAAGAGGAUGACAUCUGAUCCAUCUUCUAGAAAAAGUGAGUUGUUUCUAGCUGCAGAGAAUGGGUUGAGGGAAGCUGGGAUAGAUUUCAAAUUUAGUAAGCUUCUUGGAGAUGGAAAGGUUGCAGCUUCAAAUGACAAGUCAGGCAUGACAGAAAAAGAGGAGGAUGAAAUAUACUCUUUGGCUGGUGCGUUGGAGGAUGUUGUUAAAGCAUCUCAGCUUGAGAUCAUUGAUCUGCAGCACACUGUGGAUGAAUUAAGGGCAGAGUUGAGUUUACUUAAGCAGCACAUAGAAGCUCAGACCAAAGAGCUCAACCAUAGAAUGCGACGGAUAGAGGAACUUCAAGAGAAGGAGAGAGUGGCAAAUGAAAAUAUUGAGGGGCUAAUGAUGGACAUUGCUGCUGCUGAAGAAGAAAUUAACAGAUGGAAAGUGGCAGCAGAGCAAGAAGCUGCUGCGGGCAGAGGUGUUGAACAAGAAUUUGUGGCACAGUUGUCAGCACUUAAGCAGGAAAUUGAAGAGGCAAAGCAGUCCAUGUUAGAAUCGGAGAAGAAACUAAAAUUCAAAGAAGAGACCACAGCUGCUGCCAUGGCAGCCAGAGAUGCAGCAGAGAAAUCUCUUAAGUUGGCAGACUUGAGGUCUUCUAGACUAAGGGACAGAGUAGAGGAGCUUACUCAUCAGCUCGAAGAGUUCGAGAACAGGGAAGACUCAAGGGGCCGAAGUAGACCUAGAUAUGUGUGCUGGCCAUGGCAGUGGCUCGGCAUGGACUUUGUUGGAUUUCAGCAGCGGCCUGAUACACAACUGGAGGCUUCUAAUGAAAUGGAGCUUUCCGAACCUCUCUUAUAAUUGCACCUUUUCUUUUCUUUUUUAUUUUCUUUUGUGUAUUUAUGUUGAUUUCUUCAAUUUUAUGUCACAAAAUUGUAGUUAUAGCAUCAACCCCUCCACCAUCUCUUAAUGCAGCAACAUGGUGUUGGUCAACCAUUAUCAUAUUGCUCGAGUAACUUGCUAUUACAAUCUGGUUGUCCUGUACGAUCCUUUCUUUGAAGCAAUUCACACACAUUGU